Phoenix dactylifera (date palm) is the source of this 1914-nucleotide messenger RNA. Its product is annotated as scarecrow-like protein 23. The record is from RefSeq and is a predicted model, not a curated record. NCBI's taxonomy places the organism in Eukaryota, Viridiplantae, Streptophyta, Magnoliopsida, Arecales, Arecaceae.
AUGUUGUCAUGGAUUACUUCAGCUUUCCUGUCAUUUCCCCUUGUUGGAUUCCGUUCACUCGUGGAUUUGCGCCACAAAUGUCCAAGCUUUUGGAUCGUUCAGCUCAUAAAACUUUUAUCACAGCCCAUGCAUGUAAAUCUGGAAUUGCCAAAUCUUGUGAAGAAGCUUAGAACUAAACAAAGCUUUGCCUCGGAGAUGUUUAGCUCUCCCUUCUCUGCUCAAUGCUUCGAUUAUGAUGGUGCACAGCAAGGCUACAGCCCUCUUCAUGGAUUUGAGGAAGAAUGCAUUGAUGACCUUUGGUCAGGUUACAACUUAUACCACCAUGAUAGCCCCUCCGAGAAAGGAACCCCCUUGGUAUCCAGUGAGCAGCAAUGCUUCCAAGAUCUUGCAGCGAUGGAUGACAUGCAGCUCGAUACGAUUUCUGCAGCAAUGCAGUCCCUGGACAAGCCUUUGGCCCUGGAGACAGAGGUAGAGCAGCCACUGCUGCCUGAAAUCUGCGAGCUCCUUGGAUCGAAGGAGAAGGCAUCCCCGGUGACCAUCUCAUCAUUAGAGCUUCUGAACAACUACAGAUCUAGCCACGGUCGCCUGAGUGGAGAAAAGCUGAAUGAACCAACUGACGGGGUCGCAUACCCGACGGGAGGAGGUGAUGAGUUGUCGACGGAGGAAGUCAUCAAAAUUGCUGCUGCCCAUUUUGUUCAGAUGUCAACCCAUAAAGAAAGUGAUCCUCGGCAUCCUGCUGACUUCUCGUCUUUAGGCCUCACGAAUGAGGAAAUCAAGAACGUCGACCUCGCAAGCCUUCUUCUCGCCGCAGCGGAGAAGGUAAGCAACCAGCAAUAUGAUCGGGCUAGCAAUUUACUUCAGGAGUGUCGCAGGCUGUCAUCCGACACUGGCAAUCCAGUUCAGAGAGUUGUUUUCUACUUCGCAGAUGCAUUACAAGAAAGGAUCAAUAGAGAAACUGGAGGGCUUUCAUGGACGGUUCCAAAGGAUAGGGGAAUGACAGCACACGAGGUCAUCAAAGCAACGCGAUCCGCCCACCCGUUGCAUCUGGCACUCCACAAGAAGGUGCCAUAUGCGCAAAUUAAGGAUUUCACUUCAGUGCAGACCAUUUUGGACAAUGUGGUAACCAUAAGGAAAAUUCAUCUAAUCGAUCUCUCGAUCGAGCACGGGCUCCGGUGGGUUAUUUUCUUGCAAGCUCUGGCCACAAGAUCAACUUGUCCGAUCGACCGUCUGAAGAUUAGUGCAGUAGGUUCACCAGAAGAGGCCAUCACUGCAACUGGUAACAGGCUGGUAAGCUUUGCUGAAGCUUUAGGUUUGCCUUUAAGUUUUAAAGCAGUGAUAGUUUCAGAUAUUAAGGAUCUCAGUGAAGAUAUGUUUGAACUGGAGGAGGGCGAAGCGAUCGGUGUCCACUCUGCAAUGGUUAUGAGCAGCAUGAUUGUGAGGCCUGACAGGCUUGAGAAUGUCAUGAGAGUAAUGCAUAAACUUAAGCCAUGCAUAAUGACAGUUGCGGAUGUUGAAGCUGAGCUGAAUUCCCCAUCUUUCAUCAACCGCUUCACUGAAGCUUUGUUUUAUUGCAGUGCCUUCUUUGACUACCUGGCUAGUUUUAUGGACAGGGAUGACAAAACUAGAAUCGCUACAGAGGGAUCCUUCCUUUGGCAGGGAAUCCGAAGCAUCAUUGCGGCCGAGGGCAGUGAGAGGGUGGUCAGGCAUGUAGGCAUCAGCGUGUGGAGGUCAUUCUUUGCUCGUUAUGGCCUCGUCGAGACUGAGAUGAAUGAGUGGUCACAUUAUCAAGCUAGCCUUCUGGGUAAGCAGUUUGCUAAUGGCCACUUCUGCACGCUCGACAAGAAUGGGAAGGCCUUGACCCUGGGGUGGAAGGGAACCCCAUUGCUUUUUCUCUCUGCUUGGAAGUUCCAGUAG